Mytilus californianus (California mussel) is the source of this 2412-nucleotide messenger RNA. RefSeq lists its product as uncharacterized. The coding region runs from base 103 to 1743 and encodes 546 amino acids. The transcript has 2 exons. NCBI's taxonomy places the organism in Eukaryota, Metazoa, Mollusca, Bivalvia, Mytilida, Mytilidae. Gene Ontology annotation, molecular function: zinc ion binding; ubiquitin-protein transferase activity. Gene Ontology annotation, cellular component: nucleoplasm; chromatin. The record is from RefSeq and is a predicted model, not a curated record. Gene Ontology annotation, biological process: positive regulation of DNA-templated transcription.
GUUUACUAUCUGAUCUGUUCUUGUUUAAGGAACAGUGAAAUACUUGGGCAUGGUGUUGUAAUACACUAAAUGUUUAGCAAAGUAUUUAUUACUCGGUUCUAAAUGGCUACCUCUGUACAUUGUGACCCCUGUUUACGAAACGAACUGAGUUCAAAAGCAGUGAAAGUGUGCACAGAAUGCGAAGAAGCAAUGUGUCAGCUCUGUGUUAAAGCUCACCAAUCUUUCAAAGCAUUCACGUCGCAUCAUUUAGUGAAUGUUGACGUUUUACCCCAAUCUGUCUUCACUUCAAAGCAAUAUUGCCAAAUACAUACCGAGAAAGUUCUUGAUUUGUUUUGCACUCAACAUGACACGUUGUGUUGUCGAUCUUGCAUGACCAACAAACACAGAAACUGCGAUUCAGUACUUCCAUUAGAAGACGCUUCUAGAAAUGUAGACAAAUCAGCCAUUUUAGUUGACACAAAAUGUGAACUUGAUGGAAUAGCAGACACACUCAGGAUAUUUGAAAAGGAUAGGAAAUCGGCAUCAAGUGAGGUAGACGACUCUGCAUCAAUCGCAACUUCAGAAGUCACUAAUUUGAAAGAUCGUAUUCUCAAAAGAAUUGAUGAAAUGGAGGAAAACAUAAUUACUGAAAUUGAGGAUAUGAAAACAAAACAUUUCUUUGAAAUAAAUUCAACUCACGAAGAGAUUAAAGAAAUGAAAGAAAUGAUUGACCGCUUGAAACAAAAUUUGGAAUCAACAACAAAAUUCGGUUCCAACAACCAGAAGUUCGUGAUGAUUCAUUCGUUAAAAACGAAAAUAAAAGAAUUACAAGACAGGCUGCAACAUCUACUAUUAUCAACAAGAUCCGUUGGUAUCACAUUUUCACCGACUAUGGAUAUUCUUCCAUCCACAAAAUUUGGUUUGAUCAAGGAAAAUAGAAAACCAUGCACUAUUGUUCAUCAUAUUUCUACCAAGAUGCAAGCCCCAAUUGUACCAAGAAAAUCAUCUACGUUUAAACUCACGAAAGAGUUUAACCCUAUUGGUUCAAUUAUUACUAGUGCUGUUAUUAUCCCAAAAAACAAGCUACUCGUAUGUUUUUUCAAUGAAUCUGCAUUAGGUGUAAUUGAUGAAGACGGAAUAAUUAUUAAAAUCCAAAAAAUUCAAAGCAACCCAUGGAGUAUAGCUAUAAUACCGGACACAGAUGAAGCCAUCGCAAUUUUGACACGAGAGAGGUCGAUCCAGUAUGUCAAAAUUGAGAACUUGGCACUAGAAAAGAAAGUAUCAGUUAAGGAGAAGUUUCCUUGUGAACUACGCGGCAUUGCAGUAACAAAGGACCGGAUUGCGUUUGGUGGCCAUGGAAAAGUUUACUUGUGCAACAUGAACCUGGACCUUAUAACACAACUGAACGUUGACUCAUUUACUGUAUAUCACUUACAUUUCGAUAACACUGACAGAUUAUGCUGUGUAUUUAAAGUAGGCAGAGUAAUAUAUCGUUUCCUUAAAACAGAAAAGUUGUCAAUGAAGUACAGUUUAAAAGACUUUCAAAGCUUAUGUGGCAUAACGUCCGACAAAUACGGUAAUUUAUUGAUAGCAGAUACACAAACAAACUCAAUUAUAGAAGUAGGCUCGAAAGGAGAAUAUCACAAACAAAUUUUGAAAGGAGGAGAUGGUAUAAAUAAUCCAAAAACAAUUAUCUUUAACAAAACUUUUACAAAGUUAUAUAUUUUUAACACAAAUGGUAGUGUUCAAAUUUAUGACUGUUGAAAUUAAAUAGAAUCAAAAUGAAUUUAAAAUGACAAAUUUUGGAACAUAAAUGACACCACAGGAUCAUUGUUAUGUUUUAUGUUUUUUUGUUGAUAUCAUUGUCGUCACAAAUAGAAUUGCGGAAUGAUCAGUACAAAUUAUAUGAAUUGGUUGCAUAUCAACGAAAAAAUGUGCGUUUUUCUUAUCUGGGCGUUUUUUUCAAAAAAAUGUCCACUUUCUCUGUCCAGGGCUAAAAUUGUGAUACAAUCAUAUAUAUUUUAACAUUUUUUGGUCUCAGUCUAUAAAUUGUACUUAUUAAAGACAACGAUAACACGUUUUGUUUGCUUUGUGGUAACGACUCUCUGAAAAAAUCAGACCAAAGGGCUCAAAAAAAGCAAAAACGCUCUGUCCACAUUUGAAAGUUUACUUAAAUUUUUUAAAUUUCAUACAAUUUACCAAUCUUUUUUGUGCUUUUUUCAAUGUUGAAAGCUGAAGCUCGCAUUACACCUGUUUCUUAGCCUCGUACAAAUACAGCUGAAAUUUAAAGACACUAAACAGUUAUUGUCUAUAUAACAUAAGAGUAUGUUACUAUGUUCACACCAUGAUGCUGCUGGUGGUCAUAACUAGGUAUAUCCUAAUUGUUCAAUAUCACUAUAAUUAAUUUUAUACAAUAAAGAUAUAUAGUAUAAA